Molecule: messenger RNA, 746 nt
Organism: Mugil cephalus (flathead mullet)
Lineage: Eukaryota; Metazoa; Chordata; Actinopteri; Mugiliformes; Mugilidae
Product: CD209 antigen-like protein C
Exons: 6
Coding region: 1-687 (228 amino acids)
Source: RefSeq, a predicted model, not a curated record
AUGGAGGAAAUUUAUGAAAGUGCUGAACAAGUCAUAUCCUACAAAAGACAACAUUCAACAAAUCACACAGGUCCAACGAGCUGUUCAUAUUUAGGUGUUACUACCUUCCUGGGGCUGCUCAGUAUUUUCCUGCUGGUUAGACUCAUCAUCCUUAAUGUCCACUACAACAUGACUGCGUUACUCAAGACCACCAACAACAAACUCUCCUCCAUGACUGAGGAGAGAGACCUACUGAAAGCUGAACUAACUAAAAUGGCUAAAGAGAUGGAAAGGCUUCAGAUUUUGUCUAAACAGAAGAAAACGUGUCCUCAAGGGUGGAAAAUGUUCAGUUACACCUGUCAUUUCCUCUCUGAAGCAUCUGGUUCCUGGGAUGAAGGCAGACAGGACUGUAGAAACAGAGGAGCAGAUCUGGUGGUGAUAGACAGCCCUGAAGAACAGACGUCAGUCGCUGACUUCAUCAAGAGAGAUACUUGGAUUGGUUUGAAUGACAAAGAAGAGGAAGGGACCUGGAAAUGGAUUGAUGGGACUCCAGUGACUCUGAAAUACUGGGCUUCAAAACAACCUGAUAAUGGAGAUCAAAAGUGGGGGGAAGAAGACUGUGCACAAUUCUUAAACAGACACUCCUCUCCUUGGAACGAUGUUCCAUGUUCAAAAUCUCUGCCGUGGAUGUGUGAAAAAAUACCAUAACGUUGUUAAAUUAGUAAAUGUUUUAUAUAUUCUACACGUAGAAUACUUGAUACAUUCUG